Molecule: messenger RNA, 1631 nt
Organism: Dermacentor andersoni
Lineage: Eukaryota; Metazoa; Arthropoda; Arachnida; Ixodida; Ixodidae
Source: RefSeq, a predicted model, not a curated record
GCUAAGCUUUGGCGCGCUGCUUGCAGGUGGCGCAAACGUCGGUAGAAGUCAUACGUGAAUUAUUCAAGUCGUGGCAGAUCGGCCGGUGGCCUCUCGAAGCCAACGGUGUCCCCCGGGACCAGCAUGCAGAAACGAUGGUGUGGCGCUUCGCCGCCGAACUGAUGGUGGAUCUGGGUGUCGCCACUCUCGUGACCGUAGACGUGGGCGCGGAUCCCGACAGGCAUCCUGACCUAGACGCCCGCGCGGACGCGCAUUGGCGUCCCAUCCUUCAGUUGGAUCGCCCCGAACCGCUGUUCACAAGCCGCGCAAUGGCCGAACCUGACGUCAUGCAGAUGGUUAUCGACGGCUUCGAGGAAGCCGUCGGAGCACUGGACACCGCGGUAACCGGAAAGCCGCCAGAGACAAUGAGCAACGGAGUAGCCUCCGUGUUCCGGCUGGUGAGCGAUGCGAAGCUCGACGACGCGCGCAACUACCAGCCAGUGAACGUGACGGAUCUCAUCUCGGGCCUGCGCACCUUCCUCGGGGACUUGUUUAGCUACGACGACACGAGCAAGUGGCGAGUGCUGCUCCCCUCGCCCAAGUACGCCACCACAGGCCUCAAGGCUAUCGUCGAGUCGGUCGCUCCCGCCCACCUGCUUAACUACAUGGGCUUCCUGGCGGUGAUCCGGAUGGCGGCGUACAUACCCGGGCAGUCGCAGCAGCCGGACCACCUCCACGCGCUGUUCUACCACAGCGUGACGGGCCGAUCCAUGUUCGGCACGAGGGACGUGUCCCUGAUGUGCUUGCUCUCCACCGAGCGGCUGCUGCCCGGCUGCUUCGCUAAGGCGGCGCUCCAGCGCCUGCGCACGGAAGGCGCCGACCUGGUGGCUCGCCACUGGAUCUCGCAGCUCGUGGACGCCUUCACGCACAACGUGCGCGACCUGUCCUGGAUAGACGACCUGUCCGCGCUGCUGGUGCGCUACCGGCUCAAGCGGCGGUCCAUCGCGAGCCUCACGGCGUACGUCGGAGGCGACUGCGUGCCGUUCAGAUCCCCGCGUGUGGACACUGGGAGUCCGCUGGGACACUUCCACGAUGUGGCCAAGCUGCAACAGCGAGCCCUGCUCCAGGGGAUCAGCGGAGGAAAUGCGGUUCCGCACAGGUACCCGCAACUGUCCGAGAUGCACCCGUACGCGGCGUUCGACGUGUCGCACCGGUACGUGCGGGUUCCGUCCGUGCUCUUCAACCACUCGGUGCCGACGAACAGCACGGCGUUCGCGCUGCACCUGUCGCGGCUGGCGACGCGCCUCUACCAGGCGCUGGUGCGAGUGCUCUUCGACGACCCGUACGAGCUGGUCGCGCCCAUCACCGAGGUGGCCAACAUGCGCCUGCGCGCGAGCGAUCUGAGCCGCUGCCUAUCGCGAGACGCGACCCGGGCCUACGGCUCCGACGGGAACCUCUUCGCCACCAGCGACGUGGAGAAGGACCUGCUCUACCGCUCCACGGCGCUGGUGCUGGCGCACAGCGAUCUGAGCCGCUGCCUGUCGCAAGACGCGAAGCGGGCCUACGGCUCCGACGGGAACCUCUUCGCCACCAGCGACGUGGAGAAGGACCUGCUCUACCGCUCCACGGCGCUGGUGCUGGCGCACAGGUAA